UUAGGCUAAGGUUUCAUUUUAGUUAAUACAAUAAUUGAUUAACUAUGUUAAUAGAUAAUGUAGGUACCUAUAUACAAGUAAAAAACGAUGUUAUAAAAGUGCACAUUGACUGCUCAUAUUGGUCGUGAUAUCACAUACCUACCUAAUUACGUAUCAGAAAUUGUACCUAUAUAUUUUUACAGAGAAUGGUUUAUGAGGUGUAUUUUACAGUUCGGUCAGCUUUUGUACUAAAACGUGAAACGAGAUGCACAAUUUGCAAUAAUGAAAUAAAAUAAAUUAAGUGUUGUAAUAUUUUAUUAUUUAUGUACAGUUAAUAAGUGUUCAUGAAGCUACAUAUAAUGUGCAUCAAGUGACACGGUGCUGUCGAAUAGACAAAAGACUGUCACGUGUGUGUGUGUGUUUUGCAAAAAUGAGUCUAAAUAAGAGAGCGUCGAAGUCGGAGUUCAAAGACGGCAAAGGCAUAAUCGAGAAGCCGUGUUACUUUUGCAAUGAAUUGUUCGAGCUGGGAAAACUUCAGCAACAUCUGAAAGAUUGCGGAAGUAUACUGGAGCAGUGUCCUUUACGAUGUGGAGCCUGGAUACAGAGGAAACACAGAGAGACUCACGUCAAGGAGUGUCCCAAGAAAGAAAGGAACUCGCAAACGUUUGAAAGGUCAUGGAGUCCGCAGCCGCCGAUUCACACGUGGGUUCCGAAGGCAGACGAGGGGAUAGCUCGUUUAGAGAAAGAGAUCGAUGCCAUCAAACUGGCACUAGCAGAGUUGGCCAGCCACAGAGACCUCCAAAGUACAGAGAUAGAGAAUGUGCGCUCCAAGUUGAUACUGAUUGAGGAGCGGACCGAGCACUUCAUCUCCACGCUGGUCGCGAUCAGGACCACCGUCGACGAUGAAGCGGAACGCACGACAGAUUUCACGGCGCAGUUCAAACAUGACUUGGCUAAUGUACAAUUGGCGUUACAGGAAAUGCAAAAUGAGCAGUUAAAUACAGCAAUGCGUUUAGAGAGUGCAACCAACCAAAUUGUACAUGAGCAGAAUGAGAGAGAACUGCUGGAGCAAGCGCUGACACAUCAUGACAAUAGGAUCAGGGCGGUCAAUAAACUUGAGGAUGUGAUAGAAUAUUUGAGACAGACAGUAGAAGAAGAACGGGAGAGGAAUACAGAAAGUCGUGCAGUUCUAGAAGCCGAGUUGAUAGAAGCACGCAGGUCGUCACAGCAGUUGGCACAUUUGUCGGCUCUCAGGGAACAGCUGCAAACUGCUUCAACGUCAGAUAGGCCGGCUAUCGAUCGACUAGCGAUAUUGGAGGUAGCAACAGCGGAUGCCCGCGCAGAGGCGGCCGAGCAUGCUGCCAAAAUGGACAUAGUGCUGAGGGACAUGCGGGCCCUCACCAAGUCGUACCACAAGUUGCGCAGCGAGCUCGCCGACUUCCAGACCAGGGUCAGCUUUGACAAAUACGAAACCAGCAGUGACAAUGGACAUUACAUAUGGCGGAUAGACAACUUCUUGGCAAGAAUGAAAGAUGCAAAGGAAAACAAUACCGUGCUGUCAAGUUCGCAUUUCCGCACAAGUAAAUUCGGAUACACUCUGAAGGCGGAGGUGCACCUGAACGGCAUAGGUCGGUGGAAGGGCCGCCACAUAACAUGCACGGUGCGUUUGAUGGCGGGCCCCUACGACCCGCUGCUCGAGUGGCCCUGCGAUAUAUCCGUCAACAUUGUACUGAAGGACCAGCCGGCUAAUCGCAAGCAGGCAAUGGAUAUAGUAAAAACUUUACAAGUGCGUCGGAGGUCGGCGGCGACCCGUCACGAUUAUGAUGACGAUGAAGAGGACUUGAGCAAGUCCACCGAGGGCCUGGACAAGACCGUGGUCCAGCUCAAACGGCAGUACAUAUUCUUUCCUCAUACCAGUCUCGACAAGUUGGAGUAUAUAAAAAAUGACGUCAUGUUUUUAGAGUUUAUUGUGAAUAAGUAAAAUUUUGAAGUUAAAACAACCAGAGGGAGACUUUGUACAAUAGUAGAUUGCUUGGUUACUUCUGUCCCAUUCGUGUUUAUACCGUGAAGCAGUUGUGUUUGCAUGGCUGUGCUUCGGUUUGAAGGAUGGGAUAUGGUGUGAAUUUACAAGGUACAGAGGAAUAACACCUGAGUCCUCAGGAAUGGUAACGCAUGGGGGUAUCAUGGGCGAAAAAGUAUACUCUGUUGUCCAUGGUACUGCUCAUGUCUAUAGCCGACGGUUACCACUUUCCAUCAGGUGGGCCGUCACCUUGUUUGCCACUCUAAGUUGUAUAAAAAAAAAAACAAUAUUUACUGUUAAUGGUCCAAUAUAAUAGAUUUAGAUCACAUGAUCAAAAAAUGUUACAAAGCGCCCCAAAAACGAUCAUUGGCACGUAUUUUUUUUUUAAAUUAACGAUUCUUAAUUUCCACGUCGCGAAAUGUAAUUUAAAAUUUAACGGGCCACACGACACGUGAUACCUUCAACGCGUGCUCAGUAGCGCUUCUUCUUAGGUACUUUAUGUGCGCUUAGGGCGUUGACCUUUCACAGCUGAUUCCGCGUAUCGCGGAAGGAAUUUAAUAAGUGUAUUACAUUCUUUAUAUUGUGACCAUAAUAUAAUAAAUUAUAUGAUUUUAUAUAAAAAAAAACAGGAAAAAAAUUGAAAUUUUCCGAAAAGAAUUUCCACUGAUUUUCGAUUCAGAAUAAUGGUUUGAAUUCACUAUUUCAGUUUCUUCCAACCUGUCCCUUACACCUUGUCUAUGGGUAAAAAUCCAAAAUUAAGAUAAAAAAUGUAUUCUUUAAAUGAUAAAGAAAAAUCUUUAUAAAUAUGUAACGACCACCGAAUUUCUAAUUUGCUAUUAGAUAUGUAGUGUUUGUAGAUAAUUUUGAUACAUUAUGGACAUUUUGUAAGAAAAUAUAUUUUGUAAUAUUUAAUUAUUGUGUAUUUAGGAAGUAAUAAAUGAACACAUAAAAAGAAAAAAAA
Molecule: messenger RNA, 2960 nt
Organism: Galleria mellonella (greater wax moth)
Lineage: Eukaryota; Metazoa; Arthropoda; Insecta; Lepidoptera; Pyralidae
Gene: Traf-like
Product: TNF receptor-associated factor 3
Exons: 11
Coding region: 410-1960 (516 amino acids)
Biological process (GO): regulation of canonical NF-kappaB signal transduction; tumor necrosis factor-mediated signaling pathway; positive regulation of JNK cascade
Cellular component (GO): cytoplasmic side of plasma membrane; plasma membrane signaling receptor complex
Molecular function (GO): ubiquitin protein ligase binding; tumor necrosis factor receptor binding
Source: RefSeq, a predicted model, not a curated record